This is a messenger RNA of Hippocampus zosterae (dwarf seahorse), 11071 nucleotides long. It is a transcript of the gene cabin1, whose product is annotated as calcineurin binding protein 1. The record is from RefSeq and is a predicted model, not a curated record. Gene Ontology annotation, molecular function: protein binding; nucleosome binding. The coding region runs from base 327 to 7004 and encodes 2225 amino acids. The transcript has 39 exons. Gene Ontology annotation, cellular component: nucleus. Lineage: Eukaryota; Metazoa; Chordata; Actinopteri; Syngnathiformes; Syngnathidae. Gene Ontology annotation, biological process: chromatin organization.
UGGGCGUUGAGUUUACUGGUGAGUGGACCAUGUCAAGCUGUGGCGCUUCCGACGCGAACAACAACAAAGGCUGAUGAAUUGAUGAAGUUCAAAACUGAAAUAGUACGCCGUAUUUGCUCUCGCAUAGAGUUUUCAUGUAUAAUGCCCCUGGUUCAGUAACGUUAAUGUUAUAGUUCCCGUCGAGAGGGAAAUGAAGUCAAGUUUCAGUUGCUUUGCCUCGAUCGGCUCAUCUGGUAAAUGAACCUAGUAGCAUAUUCAACUCAGCUGCCGAACUCAAAAGCUGGAUGGUCUGUUACCAAAUAGUACAUCAUCUGUGAUACAUAAAAAUGAUUCGAAUCGCGGCAUUGAAUGCCGCGUCGACAGCUGCAGAUGAGUCUCAAGACCCGUUGAGAAGUAAAAAAAGUCGAACAAAAGAGGCUCAGGAGGCAGAGGCUUUUGCCUUGUAUCAUAAAGCUUUAGAUCUACAGAAACAUGACAAGUUUGAGGAAUCCGCCGUGGCAUAUCAUGAGUUGCUUAAAACGCCACUCCUCAAAGAGGCUAUGCCCUCGGAGGAUCAGAGCUUGGGUCUCAAGCAUCCCGGAUUGAUGUUGAAGUAUUCCACAUUUAAAAACCUGGCUAGUAUGGCUGCAUCACGAGAAGACCUGGAGACAGCGAUGGAGUUUUACUUAGAGGCCGUUUUGCUGGAUUCCACUGAUGUGAAUAUGUGGUACAAAAUUGGACAAGUGGCUGUCCGACUCCUGCGUAUUCCUUUGGCCCGGCAUGCCUUUGAGGAGGGAUUGCAGUGCAACCCAGACCACUGGCCCUGCCUGGACAACCUGAUCACUGUUCUCUACGCACUCUAUGAUUAUACCUGGUGCUUGUACUUCAUCAGUAAAGCCCUUGAAAAGGAUCAUUGUUACACAAAAGGCCUGGUGUUGAAGGAGAAAAUCUUUGAGGAGCAGGCCAGUCUCAAAAGGGAAACGAUGCAAAUGUUCAAGCGAUGCGACAUGUCUGUCCACUACGUCGAAGUGGAAGAAGAGGGGAGCAAAUCCAUUGUGGAAGAGGCUCUGGAUUUACGAAAACGCAGACAGGCUCUCUCUUACACGGAACCAACCCCUGACCUUGUCUUGAUCAAGCCUAUCCGAUGUCUGACGUGGAAGCAUGUGGGUGAAAGCCUUAUUGCAAUGUAUAGCUAUCAAACCACAUGUGGGCCGCCACGGCUAAGUCUCGGGCGCAGGAUUGACUUGUCUGUAUACCGUGAACGAAGCUUCUUCCAAAACCUGCCUGAACCCACAAGUCCCAUCAGCACAGUCCAGACGACGGUGUUGAGCAGCAGCCCCAGCUCAUCUCUGCCACCGACUGUCCUUCCUGAGCCAUCAGCGCUUUCACAACCUGCCAUCCAACCACAAAUCACGAUUGUGGAAACACUCACAGCUUCUCCUUCUGUCGACAAGGCAAAGAAAGCACCAAAAAGAAAACGUGCAGUAGAAGAUAAUGUUGAGACCGCUAAGAGACGUUCAGCACGGGUUCGGAACACUAAAUGCAAAAAAGAAGAGAAGAUUGAUUUUCAGGAAUUGCUGUUUAAGUACCUUCCUUCAAGGUUAAGAAAGUUUGAUCCUGAUAAUGAAGAUGAAAGUCUGAGUAAUCUUGAGCCACAGUGCAAUGGGAAGGAUGACAUGCAGCCUCGACUUGGGAGCUGCGUUCCAGUUGAUGCAGUUAAUUUAAUGGAAUCUGAACAGCAGGAUGUUCAUAACUUCCUUCUUCAAAAUAUGACCAAUGGAGGAAUACUUGACCUGAUGUUGUGCUAUCUGAAAGCAGUGGGUCAGAAGUUCAUGGAGGAAUGGCCUCCGGGUAUGACUGCUGUGGUGCAGGAGGUCUACCAGGCUUGGAGAAAGCACAGCUGUGGCCUUCCUAACCCUUUGUUUCGAGACUGCAGUAAGCAGCACAUUCGGGAAAUGUUGGAAAUGAGCUUGGCAUGUAUGGAAUUACAGUUGGAGCAAUGGUUGCACAACAAAGGCAAGACUGUGACAUCAAGAAGAAGCUCAAGUUCCUGCAAUGACACAGCAGAAAACGAAUUCCCUGGGCAACAUUUCCAGGCGGACGUCUUGCUCCUGGCUUUAGGUUCAUCCCAAAAAGAUUUGUUUGACGACAACUGGUUAGACUUCAUGGUGCGUGUUUACUGGCUGAAGGCUAGAUCGCUUGCUCUCCAGGGAGACAUGGAACUGGCUCUAGAGAGCUAUGAUGUCUGUACAGGACUGUUGCAGAGCAAAUCCAAGCCCCCCGAAGGCAGAUAUUAUACCAUAAGACUGCCUAAUUUAAGGGUAGAUUCAGCAAUAUCUAUUGAGGAGAUUGACAAAAGAUUGAAGUCUUUGGAGCGCUGUCAGUCAUUGGAGGAAAUCCAGCAUCUCUUUGAGUCUGCAGACUUUGAGUCGGUUGUGCGCUUGUUGCAGCCUACUCUUAAUUACGGCAGCAGGAGUAAACAUUUGGAGUUUGUUAGCUCAGCACCAGAACGUCCAGCUCAGCUUCUGCUGCUGCAGAGAUCACUGUUGAGGCUCCAAGACUACCAGCAAUGUCUAGAGACAAGUGAGAUGGCUCUAAAUGAAGCUCUGCAGCAGUUCAACUCUUCUGCAAGUAGCUCCCCACCUGUGAAGGAAGAAUGGGUCUGCACCAUUACGAAGCUGCUGGAGGGCAUCGACGUCUGCUUUACCAAAGACUCAGAGCUCCUUAGCAACCUCACCCACUUCUCCAGUAUGGCUCGGCUAGCAAACAAUCUUAUUCAGCUGAUCGAUCUUAGCAUGACCAUUUCCGACGAUCCUAAAGAGCCUUAUUUCUUCUCUGUGCUGCCUUGGAUUAUUUUAUAUCACAUCAUCAAACAUGAAGAAGCGGCGUUUAAUGCAAUGCUUCAACAACAUAUGUCCGUCGGGGAUGAGGAAGAUGACUCAGACUCUCCGAUGCUGCCAUCCUCCCUUAUGCUUCUGAAUACUGCUCAUGAGUAUCUUGGUCGUCGCUCCAUGUGCUGCUGUUCAGAUGGUUCACUCCUCAAGUUUUUCGUUCGAGUUUUGGAAAAAGAGUUUGCCACCACUGACUCUGCCAACAAUAUUUGUCAUGCCUACAAAGAGGAGUUGGAGAUGGCUUUAGAACAGUGCUUCUUCUGUCUAUAUGCCUAUCCUAGUAAAAAGAGCAAGGCCCGCUUCCUUGAAGACCACUCCUCUCCACAGGUUGAGCUGCUUUGGGGUGAUGCCCUUUUCAUGUUCCAUUAUUUUAAACCAAAGUCACUGCCGGAGUUUGACAGCUACAAAACAAGCACCGUUUCUGCAGAUUUAGCUAAUCUGUUGAGGAGGUUUGCAGGAAUCGCCCCCCCAAGUGAAACUCCUACUCUCACUAUGGAUGAGGUUGCAGCCUACAUUGAGGGCCUGACAAAAAAGACCCCAAGCCUUCCUGAGGGUAGUCUUCCACCCCCUCCAAUCAUUAAUGAGGUCUACUACUUGCUGGCUGAUUAUCACUUCAAGAACAAGGAGCAGUCCAAAGCCAUUAAGUUUUACAUGCAUGACAUCUGUGUUUGUCCGAACAGGUUUGAUUCCUGGGCAGGAAUGGCCUUAGCUAGGGCCAGUCGUAUUCAGGAGAAGCUCAACUCCAAUGAGCUAAAAAGUGAUGUACCCAUAUGGAAACACUCACAGGCUGUGCUCAACUGCUUUAAGCGGGCCCUAGAGAUAGACGGCUCCAACCUGUCGCUCUGGAUCGAGUAUGGAACCAUAUCAUAUGCUUUGCACUCCUUUGCUUCACGUCAGCUAAAGCAGUGGCGUGAUGAGCUUCCACCCGAGGUGGUAAAACAGAUGGAGGACAGGAGAGAAUCCAUGUUAGAGACUGCAUCUCAGUGUUUCCAAGGAGCUUCCCAGUGUGAGGGGGACAGCGAUGAAGAAGAGUGGCUCAUCCAUUACAUGCAGGGCAAGAUAGCAGAGAAACGCAAACUGACACCUGUGGAAUAUCUGAAGCUUUACAAAAAGGCAGCACACUUUCUGCAUGAAGAGGCUGCCAGGUAUCCUCGUAAAAUCCAUUAUCACAAUCCACCUGACCUGGCUAUGGAGGCCCUGGAGUUACACUUCCGGCUUAGUGCCACCAUUUUAAAGCUGCUGCAGACUAAUGAGCCCAAUCUGGACCAUGAAGUCUUGUUCAGUUUACUGGUUGAAGCUGCGACAGGGCCCUUUGCCAAAGGGGAAGAGAAGAGUAUGCCUAGCAUACCAAGGUCUACUGAAAAGGAGAAAUCUACCUCUGUGAUAGAUGAAGACCUUAAUAGUUCCUCGGUAGGCGUAGGCAACGUCCUCAGCUCUUCCCUUCCAUCAGUUGCCACUCCAGGUGUGACAUCCCCUCUCUACGUCGCCACACCAUUUGACCACGAUUACGCCAAACGCAAAACUCUCCGACGGCAGCAGUGGCAGCAGCAGCGGCAUGAGGAACAGCAGGCUGAUGCCUCACCAGAGUUUGACCAUGAUUACUGCUUGCCCAGGUCUUCAAUGUGGCUGGCUUCCCUGAAUGAGCGCAGUCAGGACAGCGAGGUGGUAAUGCUUUCUGACUCCAACUCCACCCAGGAUGCUUUCACAGAUCCAACAAGCUCACAAGACAGUAGUCACAAACCUGCCUGCGGGAAAGUCAGUACAUCAUCAUCAUCGGAGAGCACAACGCCUGUGAAGGAAGGGCAGCCUGCGUCCGACAAUACGGAGUCGCAUGGCGAUCAGACUGUCCAACAGACAGAGGAAAACCUGGUUGAGGAAAUCGUGGAAAUGGUGGUGGUGACCCUCCCUGAGGCUUCGAUUCCCCAAAUCUCUGCAAAUGUCUGCCUCCCGCCUGUGCUUGUACCAGCCACUCCUCCGAAAGCAGCUACCUCUCAACAGCCUGCUUCUCAAACCCCAGCCAGCGAAGGCAAAAAGAAGCCAGAGCCACCCGCCGAGGUGAUUGAGGUACCCAAGGCUCUGCCUGCAGAACAUGCGGACCAGAAAAAAAUGCUGGUGGAAAUGUGCGUCCGCUCUCUUUUCCUCUGCCUUGGGCGGUUUCCUCAACAUUAUAAGAGUCUCUACCGCCUGGCUUUCUUUUACACCAACAGCAAAACCCACCAGAACCUACAGUGGGCCCGAGAUGUGUUGCUAGGAAGCAGUGUCCCAUGGCAACAACAGAAGCACAUGCCUGCACAAGGACUCUUCUGUGAAAGAAACAAGACAAACCUGUUCAAUGGCAUCUGGCGUAUUCCAGUAGAUGAAAUUGAUCGCCCAGGAAGCUUUGCAUCUCAUAUGAACCGAUCCAUUGUUCUCUUGUUGGAGGUGCUAUCACAACUCAAGGAUCACGACACCUUGCUGAAAGUGUCUUUCAUGCUGCAGAGAACCCCUGACCAGGGAAAAAAAUAUUUACGCGAUGUUGAUCGCCAGGUUUUGGCCAAGAGGGCAUUUUUCCUCAAUGUAAAAGUCCUGGAGGACAAUCUGAACAGUCUCAGUGGGGUGCAGCUUCCCAAAGCAGCGACCACCUCCAUGGGGGAGAUGACCACGGCGGCCGCAUCCAGCAGGCCAAGUUCAGAGGACAGCAAACAUGCGCUGCCCAAGAAGGGGGUGCUCACAGAAGGGACCUGUACCACUGACACUGGACGCAAGGAAGGCUCCCUACCACAACGUCCUCCACUCGCACCAUCUGCAGAUAAAGAUGGCAAAUUUGAGAAUCAACCUGGAAAGGUGGAACCUGUUACGAGUGAAGGGCACAGAACAGGGCCAGAGGAGCCAAUGGAUUUGGAAUCUGGCCAUUGGAGGAGACCAUCAACAACCACAGAUACUCAAGACAGGGAAGCAGAGGCACCGGUCUCUCUGGGUACAAUAGAGCCCCAGCAAAAAGUCUCUGACAGCAGCCGGACAUCGGAGCUGUCUCUUGAAGAGCUAAGUAUUAGUUCCAGGCAGCAACAGCUUCAGUCUUCGGCAAGCAAGGCCACUUUGACAGCUAGCAGCCCUGAUCAAGUUUUACUUCGAAGGCCCAGCAGAAAAAGGAAACUUUUAGAGGAUGUAGAGUCUGGAAAAACCCUCCUACUUGAUGCCUACAGAGUUUGGCAACAAGGCCAGAAGGUUAUGACCUAUGACCUAGGUCGUAUUGAAAAGAUCAUGUCAGAGACGUACAUGCUCAUAAAACAGGUUGAUGAGGAUGUGGCUCUGGACCAGGCUAUGAAGUUUUGCCAGAUACAGUUGGCUACUUCUGCCCAGCGACAGCCCAUAUGCGACGCGCCUACCACGCCUAAAUACAAGGAGCACAGAGAUCUCUUCUUCCCUGCCUCUCUGCCAACGCCGAUUCUGCUCGGCCACGCCACCUGCCACCCAUUGUCCAACCAGGACGGCCAAGCCAAAGUGAUGUUUGAGCCCCUGAGCAAGUUACCCAGACCUCAAACGUCGGGCUUCCAUGAUCAGCAACCACAGAGGAGAAUGGCUUGCCACCCUGCGGCAGCAGCAGCAGCUUUGUCCUUCUUACAACACACAGAGGAGCGUGAAGAGCUCACAGAGGGGCUCUUGUACCGACAGCAGGAAUCGCACCUCUGUCAGCAGAUGAAACUGGCCACCGUGUCCCAGGCGCGGGAAGCAGCAGCAGCAGCCGGCUGGUACCGGGAGGAAACGGCCACAUGUAGCAGCAGCGGCAGCAGCACGCAGCAGUGUACAGACCAGCAGCACUAUGCCAGCACUGAUCUGUCAAAGCUUCCAGACCCCAGUCGAAUCCGCUCCCGUGUCCCGCCUAACAUGCCAAAGCUCUUCAUCCCCUCCACUGUCACUAAGUUCCCCCCGGAAAUCACAGUGACUCCCCCGACGCCCACGCUUCUCUCCCCCAAAGGCAGUAUCUCGGAGGAAACCAAACAAAGGCUAAAGAAUGUCAUCCUAUCGUCGCAGUCUGCCGCCACGGUCAAGAAGGACACUCUGAGCCAGCCUUGCCUGGAGGUGCAGGAGACAUCCAGCCAGGAGUCUUCACUGGAGAGCGAGUCGGACGAGGAGGACGAUUACAUGGACAUCUGAGACUCUCCAGGCCUCCUGUGUGGAAAGACCUUUGAGCGUUUAUUCCCAAUCCUUCAAAUCGAACCGAAGGUCCAUUACUAGCACUCUCAAUGUCCUCACUGCAAUUCAGCGUAGUAGUGUCCCGCAAUUAUACCUUACUAGUAACUAUUGUGCUUCACUAGUAACACCAUUGGCCCGACUAAUAGGCAUCUGUCACACGCUAGUAACCUGAUCAAGGAUCGCCAAUAAACGUUCAAACGGCUUUCCAUAAAGCUGCUUGAGCAUUUAUCGGCUAACCAACUUAAGGUUCACGUAUCCGUAUGCUCCUUAUCCUCACUAGCAAGUCAAGUCAGCACACUAGUAGAACUUUGUCUGACUAGUCAUGGUUUUCAACUACUAGUACACAUUUGAAUUGUAUUAGUUUGAGCGCUCGCAUCUUUAAAAAGUACAAACAUCUGAUGCCAUUUCAAUCGUAAUCAAUACGAGCAUACAAAUAUUCAGUGUACCUUUCACACCACCACAGGUUAACACACGUUCUACCGUAGGGGUUAUUUUUCACUUAGUUGGGGUUCCAUUUACUUGAAACAUAUCGACAUUGGAAACUGCGUAAGGUUUAUUAAACGCACCAUUAGAACUACUUUGACAUACUAGUUGGACAACUACACGUUACUAAUGUUGAAAACUGCACACAUUGAUCACAGAGCGCUGAGCGUCUUACGAGUGACAUUAUGAAAUUCUACUAGCUAUCAUCUUGCCCUUCACGAGGAGUACUUGCAGUAGUGAAUGUCAACCAGCGGAGUUGUUGUCAAACUUUUUAUGCCAAGUAUCACCUAAAAAACAAUAUAGAGUGCCACACAUGUCAUCAUGAUGACCAACAUUAAAAUCCAGUGAUGUAGUACGUCUAAAAUAAUAAUCGUGCAAGUCACUCAAACAUUAUGCACAUUACGAGUACAGUAUAGACAAAUUGUACAAAAAAGUUCCAAACAACUGACCUGUUUUUGUGCGGUAUACCUUCAAGUACCACAAGAGUGAGCCAGAGUACCUCUAGUGGUACUUUGAAAAUCACUGAUCCAAGUGUAGAGUUUUAAGCUCACGAGUAAAAUAUGGUUGUCCGACAAGUGCGCUGAAUUGUCUCAGGACAGAAAGUGUGCUAGUACAUGGACCUUAAGUUGAAUGUCCAGGACAUCGAAUAAAUCCUCAAACAGCUUUCCGUACUCCUGUGCUAGCGGACCGCACUCGACUGACUUUAUCAAGCACUGCGGGGUUCUUGUUGCUGGAGAACACGUCGCUUACGCUUUGGAUUUGAUUGAUGCCAUUGUUGCCCCUCCCCGUCAACUGAGAGAAUGCAGUAUUCUCAUGGGCUCUGGCCAUGUCACAGUGUGGCCCAGCUUGCGUGAAUUAGCAGAGCUUUAGUCUCAGCAUGACUCUAGCGUGCCAUUUAUGCAUAUUACAGCGGCACGCCCAGAAGCCCGUCACCCAUUUAUGCCUCACCAUUUCUGCGGUCUGCCCCGAGCUGCACCUUUGUAACAUGGGAUGAGGACCGAUGCCGGUUGUGGUACAUUUCAACGGACAGUACAGGUGACAAAAGGACAGUCACCGCACAACGCUGUAACCUGUAGCACACAUGGGAAAUGUUUACACUCAACCUUGGGUCAGCUGAACUUUUGUACUCACCGUGUUCCUGCAAGGAUAUAUUGUUUCUUUCUCGGUAGUGCAUCUGUAGCUGUGAGGUUCUCACCAGGGAGACGCCCGUCACCAGCACUGAUGUGAAUGAUGUUGAAAGAGGAAGUUUUGUACAUAUCGGAAUCCAAAUGUCUUUGGCAGCAGUAGUGUGUGUGUGUGUGGGUGUGGGUGUGGGUGCGCACGCAAGAAAUUGAGAUUGGCUUUAAUUCUAAACCCAUAACUGAAUUCACUCGAAUUCAUGCAUGCUGAAGUGGUGUCUCGAAAUUCCGAUGCCUUUUCAUUGGUCAAUUUGUCACGUUACUCAGUGGAAGACAACAGAAUGUUUUUUUACUACCGGUAAUUGUUUUCUAUCAAAAUAAUGCUAUCUACUGAGUUGUUGUUGUUGUUUUUUUAAACGUGGAAUCAAACUGUAAAUGCAAAAACUAGAUGAUUAGUCUUGACAUCAAAACCUUUUUAUAUUUUUAUUUCGUUACAUGGUUGUUGCAUUAAGGUGUGUGAUAUUGUUCUGUUUUUGUUUUUGUUUUUUUUCUGCUGAGCUUUUGGAAAUGUACCCCAGCUGAGAGCUUGCCUCAGUCUAUCAUGGAUGGCUAACCAAAAAUAUCUUUGAAAAUGUCAAGACUUUGUUCUGCUAUUGGCUAUUUUAAAUGCAUCCCAAUGUCUCAUGACAUGGAGCAAUGUGGCAAAUCACACCGUGUUUAUAUCUAUGGUGAGUUUGAGGUCUGCGGGAGAGUUGGGAAGACCAAUGCUGAGCACCAGCGACACCACAACAACGCAUGCUGACGUGUGACAUCUUUGUCAAGUAUAGUGAUCUGUCAUGGAAUUAACUAAAUCACUUCUUAAUGCAUGUCUAAACACUUCCUUUGUAUCUUGACAUUUUCACAUGUAGAAACAAAUCUUCCAUUCCACAGUAUUAAAAAAUUGCUACUGUUCAGCCCAAGAUACCUCUUAACUCCUAAUUUAGGUAUUUGACCAAAACUACAAUGGGAUGUGUUUACACUUCAACUUGAAUUACAUUAACCCUAGAAAUUAUGAAUCAAGCAUUAUCUUUUUUUAAGGCAUGUUCAAUAAAAGACAAAGCCUCAACUACAAAUAGUUUGUGGCUGUUUACAUCUUUACGUCAAUACAAGUGGUCAUAUUGGGGUCCACCGGCUGUACAAGUCACACUUUCUCUUAAAUUACUUAAUCAGAUUUGUCAUGUUGUCUUGUUUGGGUUCAUUCAUGCCGUAUACGGGUGCUCGUCAAAAAAAGUAGAAUAUCAUGAAAAAGUUGAUUUCAGUAAUACUAUUCAAAAAGUGAAACUUGUGUAAUGCAGUAUUCAUUCCACACAGUUGAUACAUAUCAAGUGUUCAUUCAUUUUAAGUUAGAUGAGUAUAUCCAUCCAUUUUCUGAUCUGCUUAUCCUCAAAAAGGUCGCGGGGUGUGCUGGGGCCAAUCCCAUCUGUCUUCGGGCACCCUGAACCGGUUGUCAGCAAAUCACCCGGCACAUAGAGACAAACAACCAUCCGCGCUCACACUCACACCUAGGGGCAAUUUAGAGUGUUCAAUAAGCUUGCCAUGCAUGUUUUGGAAUCUUGGAGGAAACCGCAGUACCCGGAGAAUACCAUCAGAAGGCACGGGAGAACAUUCAAACACAAGAAAGCUGCAAUGGAACCCUGCACCUCUGCACUGUGAGGCCGAUGCGUUCCAGUUGACCACCGGGCCGCCCCCAAAUUAACAUGAAUUAAGACUUGAAACGUAUCAGUCUGUGUCAAACGAUUGUCAGCAUGGCACAAGUUUCACUUUUUGAAUAACUGAAAUAAAAAUUUUGAGCACCUUUCAUACCUAUUUAACAGUUAAGAUAAAACUGAUUCAAUCACGGUAUGGGAUAGUCCAUUUGGUUUUUGUUUAAUUGGUAUAUUCGAGCUGGAAAUGACUGCAAGUGGCAAUAUACUUGAGCGAAGUUAUGUGAGGGCAGAGUUGUCAAACUUGUCAUUGCACAUCAUACCGUGAACAAAAAUUUAAAUGCAACUCUUGGUUUGGCUGCAAUUUUUCCUUUUUCAGGUGUACACAGAGGGCAUCUCUUUUGCUAGUAUCAAUCUAUUCACCUCACAGGUGUGGCAUAUUAAGAUACUGGUUCGAAGGCAUGCAUAUUGCAUAGGUGUGCCACAGGCUGCCCACAAUAAAAGGCCACUCCAAAAUAAGCAGUUACAGCUGCACUUUGUGUGGUAUUCAAAAUGAAACGGGCUGAAAACCUUGUUUCUGCUUUUUAGUAGAUCGAUGCAGAAACGCAUGAGUAACAGUUUGAAUAGUCUGAAUCAUGGAUGCGCAACUUAAAAGCUGGAGGUAGCCACAAUUUUUCAUUCAUGCUACUGGGGGCUACGUAGGAUCAUGUACGUGAGGAUUUGAAUGUUCAAAAAAAAAAAUACA